AUGCAAAAGUUUGUCCAACUCGUCCAGGAGUCUGCGGCCCCGGACUAUGGCCUGUGUCCGAAAAGUCGAUUCUCCACACCUGAGCGUCUGAUUGAAGUUCUCUCCGACGCUUUGGACUAUCCGGACAACGGAGCUAUCCCGCUCAUAGCGAGCACGUGCAGUGCGAUUCUGCUUGUUGGCAAGUUGGAUGCGCGGUUUUGGAUAAAGAUCACGGAAAGCAACGAUUUUCGUGGCCUCAUCCAGAAGCUGGUGCUUUUCGAGCCAAGGAGGGAAGUGAGGGUUGCUGUUGUGGAACUGCUUGAGGUUUCCGCAGAGGCCGAAGCACAAGUCCCGCAAACGCAGCCCGCCAAGUUUGCGACGUCAGAGGUCAGGGAACCCUCUCUUUUGGCAAAAUACCUCUGGCCCAUCGUCUCAAACCUCCUCCCAGAGGCCGUGGAGCGUACAGCGCAGUGUGACGAGCUCUUUCGGCUUCUCAAGAAGCUGCUCUUGCUCAUGUCGAAUACGCUUCCCGGACAGUCUCAGUUUGACCAGCUAACAAGGCAGACGAACGAGCUCUUGCUUGAACAUGAUUCAACAGAGGUAAAGUGGUCUCACCUCAGGCUCAGGUUCAUUUGCACUGACAAGCGCCUGACACAGGAUGUGAGCCAGAUUGAGGCCCGACCCCGUUGCCAACGGCCUGGCUUCGGUCUUGCACCUCUGUCUCAGAUCGACGCCUCACUCCCGGCCUCGAGAGCACUUCCAGAGGACACGGCGCGAGAUUUGUUUUGGCGACACCUCUUUCCGCAAAAGCUCAGUCCAGGCGCCGAUUCGGUCCGUCACGUCGUGCUGAACACGGAGACUCGAGCGAAGCUGUACGAGGUCAUUUUCCGUCUUGUUGGACACGACGGCCGUCAGUUUGCCAGACCUUGCACCUACUCAACGAGCUGGUGCCUUUCUAUUCUGAGGAUACUGCUGUACAUGAACACGGAGUUCCGUCGCUUCAUGCUGGGGCGUCGUGUCGAGGUCAACAAGCUCCAGCAGCUGCUCUUCCACACCCAAAGGUCUUUGGCUUCAUGCAAGAGUUACCGCCGAUAUGUGGACCCCUCAAGCCUCGUCGGAUCCAUCAAGACCUACGAGGACACAGUCAUCGACAUCCACAGCCAGAUGGACGUUGACGAGUUCUACAGCUUGCUUCGAUCGAUGGGAAGGGCAGAUAUCCCGUCCGAAGACAAACGAAGGCUCCACAACAAGUACAAGUGCUCCACGGCGUGUUUGAAGGAUGUGCCGGACAAUGUCAUGUUUCAUCUGAAACGCUUCGACUUUAACCUGCGCACUUUGCAGAGCGACCUCGGCGGCCAGGAGAGCUGGAUCGAGUUCAAUGACGACGUCGUCACUCCCUGGGAUCCGUCCCUCAUGGCAAGCUCAACGUUUGGUGGUCCCGACACCCGCUCGGUGUACGAAACAAAUGGCGUCAUCUACGAUAAGAGCUACAGCGCCUACAUGCUUUUCUAUCAACGCGUCUCGUCGCUCAAGACUGAGCAAGAAUCCAUGGUGGCGCAGCAACUGUCGGCUCCCCUACGCGUUGACAUGCCCGCGCUGCUCAAGGAGCACAUCGCCAACGAGAACACGAUCCGUGGACGGGGAGAGGCGAACAGCCCCACGGCGGCCAAGGAGGCUGGAGAGACUGACGAUGGGCCGUCCUCGAAUCACGAUCUGCAGAACUUGGCAAUGGAGAUGGCCUUGUCCCACCUGGACCAGAUCGUCUCACGGACAAAAGACACGCCAUUCUUCGCGGCGUUUUCAAGCACGAUCAGGGCCGCGGUUGUCAGCUGCCCCCGAUGCGCCUUGGCACUCUACGACUAUUUCGACGCACGCCACGUCGUACCGAGCCCUUGUGCAGCGAAACCUGAACAGCACGUCCGAGCAUUCGCGGGCGAGGUGCUCGUACGCGCGGCGGAGAAGAUUGCCGAAAGGCUUCCUGAUGUGUACGAGCAUGGCAGCCAGGCGCCGGCCGACGCGGAAUCGAGCAGCGACGGAGAGGCAUGGAGCGAGACCUCGAGCACGAUGGCGAGGGUGGAUCGGGCACUCGGUCCUGGAGGGCGUCGCGAUGCUCUUCAACCACCUCUGGCAGUUUUCCAAAUCCACCUCCGGUCAUGGGACGAAUACUUUGGCACGAUACUGGCGUUUGCCAAGCUCGGACAUCGAGAGGCCGGGCUGGUCCUGUCCGAGGACUACCUGAUCAAGUUGCUGCGCAUCGUGGAUGCCGACACGACCAUGGACCUGCCGCCAAACUACGCUCGCAUGCUGAACAAUGUCCUGCGGCGGAUCAACACGCGGCCGCCGUCGUACUCUGCCAUCAUGUCGCUCAUCGACUACCUGCUCGCACAGCUUGACCCGGUCUUGGGCCCAGAGGUCAUUAUCGACCAGCCGGGGGAGCGCCUCGCGUUCAAAGCUCCCUUUCCCUGGACGUCGCAGGAAGUGCACGAAGUUCACAACCACCCGGACCGCCAGAUGGCCAGCUUCUUUGUGGAGAAGCUGGUGUCCAUCGAUCAGGCCUGGAGCGUGACCAAUGACAUUGUAGGCCGGCUGAUUUUGACGGGAGGACCGAUGGACCUCAGAAUAGUGAACACCCUCUGCAGCAACAUCCAGGGCGAGCUCGGCACAGCCGAUGGACCCUUUUCUCAGGGUGGCUGGGCGAUACCUCGAGUGCACCCAGUCGGCAGACAACGCGCACGCUCUCAUCCGCCACGUUUGCGCCCAGGCCCGGAACCUGCAAAACACGGAAGGGCGUUUUUGAACUUUAUCAGGGUGGCACUGCGGUCCGACAGACCGGAUGAGGAGCUGGCGCGAUCCAGACGCGAGAGCAGCAUCGACACUGUCACAGGCUGGGCACCAUACCUACUGGUGUACCCGGACGCCAACACGAGGCGCGAGGCAGAGCAGCUGCUCGAAGACGAAGUGCUGCAGCACUCGUCGCUGAAGGAGGCUGGGGAGAAUGAGAACGGAACGGAGAACAGGGCGGCGUCCUGGACGCGGACGGGGAUGAAGACGUGGGUUGCGGCGCUGCAGGGCGAGGUUAUGGAACCGCUGCGACGACUGAUGGUGGACGAGGUGGAGGACGAGGCGUCGGAUUGGGACGAGUCGUGCGUGUCGUCGGACCCGAUGGAGGCUAACGUGGGCAUUCCGGUGUAG
Hirsutella rhossiliensis is the source of this 3171-nucleotide messenger RNA. RefSeq names its product ubiquitin C-terminal hydrolase. NCBI's taxonomy places the organism in Eukaryota, Fungi, Ascomycota, Sordariomycetes, Hypocreales, Ophiocordycipitaceae. The coding region runs from base 1 to 3171 and encodes 1056 amino acids. The transcript is spliced from 11 exons. The record is from RefSeq and is a predicted model, not a curated record.